Messenger RNA from Rhipicephalus sanguineus (brown dog tick), 968 nucleotides. RefSeq names its product abscission/NoCut checkpoint regulator. Gene Ontology annotation, biological process: mitotic cytokinesis checkpoint signaling; abscission. Gene Ontology annotation, molecular function: phosphatidylinositol-3-phosphate binding. NCBI's taxonomy places the organism in Eukaryota, Metazoa, Arthropoda, Arachnida, Ixodida, Ixodidae. Gene Ontology annotation, cellular component: cleavage furrow; centrosome; midbody. The record is from RefSeq and is a predicted model, not a curated record.
GUUCUCCACUGUCUCUCCUCAGCAUUCCUUGUCCCAACUGCCAAUUCUCGUACUGCUCCAAAUGCCUAAAGUCGACCGUGCUCGUUCCUAAGCUGGGCAAGCAACACAAGGUCUGCAAGACGUGCUGUGAGACGAUAAACAGGACUACUGCUAGCAAAACGGAGGACAGAGAACCACCUGCAGCUCUACAAAAGCGGAUGGAAGCCCUGAACAAGCAGCAGCCACAAGGCGAACACUCCGCUCCACGCGGAGAUGAUGGGUCCUCUCUUCGGAUUGAAGAAAUCGAGAGCCGGCUUCAGAAGCUGCGUCAGGACACCAAAGAUGUCAUUCCAAUCCAAGCCGACAUUGAGGAAAGACUCGCAAAGCUCAAAGAAGUUGACGUCUCCUACUAUCGUCAGCCUCCAAUCACUGUGUACGCAACGGACGCAGAAAAAGCGAGCAGUCUCUUUGCCGAGGUGAUGCACAAGGUGGCCAUCGACAGACGUCGGGCGCAGGUCAUAAAAGCGACCACUGAUGAAAUGGAGCGUCGUCUCAGAUGCCUGCGCGACCUUAGCAGAGAUUCCGUGGAUUCGAACCCUCAGGAGUCCAAGGAAGAACAAUCAUCCGAUUCUGUUGGUGGCGCCCUUGCUACAACACAGCCAACGGAACUUCGACAGUCCGCGCAGAUGGCAAGCGACGGCAAAGAGGAUCCGCCAAUCGACGAAGUGGCACGGCUCAUGAGCGAUGAGCUGAAGGCGGCCGUGGAGGCGGCGAAAAGGUCUGUUGGUGAUCUUCAAAAGGACAAGGAGCUCAUGAAAGAGCUCAGCAAGAUGAAGGCAAGGAAAACGAGCCAAAAGAAGGAAGACGAUGUCGAGCCUGAUUCAGACGACAGUGCAGAAGCGGACGCCAUUGUGGCCAAGGUCCUCGAAGAUGCGAGACUCGAGGAACUCGGCGAGUUGCAAGAGCUCGGCUUGGACGAAGGCGGCGAG